AUGGGCAAGAUUGAUGGGCUCAAGGUGCCCUCCCCUCCCGCCCCCUGCUGCUCCCUCCCGGUGGUGCUCUUUCCCGGUGCUGCUCUCCCCCUGUGCUGCUCUCCCCCUGUGUCGCUCACGCUGCAGGAGGGUCCUGCUCCCUCAGGCGCUGGAGCUGGAGGUACUGGAGGUGCUGGAGCUGCUGGUCCUGGAGGUGCUCGUACUAGAGGUGCUGGAGCUGCCGGAGCAGGAGGUACUGCUGGUGAGAGCGGCACAGGGGGAGAACACCACACCACUUCCCAUGUGCACCACACCACUUCCUAUGUGCACCACACCACUUCCCAUGUGCACCACACCACUUCCCAUGUGCACCACACCACUUCCCAUGUGCACCACACCACUUCCCAUGUGCACCACACCACUUCCCAUGUGCACCACACCAUUUCUCAUGUGCACCACACCUCCUCUCCUCGCCCCCUUCUCCCCCUCUCGCAGGAGGAGGCGGAGGCGGGGGCGUUGGAGCGCAUAAGGGAGGCGCUGCUGGCGGGGGGGGCGGCGCGCAGUGUGGAGCUGAGCGAGGAGGAGGCGCCCCUGGUGGCGCAGCUGUGCCUGCUCACGGCCAAGCCCAUCAUCUACGCCGCCAACGUCGCUGAGACCGACCUCGCCCACCCCUCCUCCAACCCGCACGUCACCGCUGUGCGCCAGCUGGCGUCCAGUGAAGGAGCCGAGUGCGUGGUGGUCUCCGCGCAGGUGGAGGCGGAGCUGUGUGAGCUGGGCGAGGCGGACCGGGUGGAGUACCUGGCGGCGCUGGGCGUGCAGCAGGGCGGGCUGGCAGGCCUCGUGCAGGCCACCUACCGCCUGCUGGGCCUGCGCACCUACUGCGGGGGAGAAGGGGUGGUGGUGGGAGGCCAUGGUGAUGGUCAGUCUCGAGGUUUUCCAUGCCCCACGCCUGCCAUGCCCAUACCCAAUGUCUCACACAACCCCUACGUGCGUGCAGGAGACGAGGGCGUGGACGAUCCGGGCGGGCAUGACGGCACCGCAGGCAGCGGGUGUGAUCCACACCGACUUCGAGCGCGGCUUCAUCCGCGCCGAGACCGUACCGCCCCUCCCCUCCCCCCCUCCCUCUCUCCCUCUCUCCCUCACCACCUCCCUCCCUCGCCCCUCGCCUCCUUGCUUCUCCGUGUACCUCACAUGGUGUGGCACCCACCACCACUACUGAUUCCUGGCAGCACGUGGUGUCACCGCAACUCCCUUGUGCCUGCAUCGCAUCUCUGCUCGCCCACCACAGCAUUGGACAGCCGUGCCAGCCUUGUGUCUUGA
Closterium sp. Naga37s-1 is the source of this 1299-nucleotide messenger RNA. Lineage: Eukaryota; Viridiplantae; Streptophyta; Zygnematophyceae; Desmidiales; Closteriaceae. The record is from the annotation of a GenBank genome assembly.